Meleagris gallopavo (turkey) is the source of this 1834-nucleotide messenger RNA. NCBI's taxonomy places the organism in Eukaryota, Metazoa, Chordata, Aves, Galliformes, Phasianidae. The record is from RefSeq and is a predicted model, not a curated record.
GGUUCCUCCUGUACGCAGCGGCCGCGUCGCGUUGUGCUGAACUCUCAGGCACAUUUUUGGGGAUGGUUUUGGGAUCCGUGCUGCGACGGUGGCUUCUUCGAAUUGAGCAGCAAAACGUGAGCAGCAUCUUUUUGCUGUUUGCAGUGAAGAACCCUCCGGCAGAGCCCUCGCGCUACCUCUCCAUCCCACCCAAAAGCCCCGACAAGAUGGGCUUCGACGAGGUGUUCAUGAUCAACCUGAAACGCCGGGCCGACCGCAGGGAUCGCAUGCUGCGCACGCUGCACGAGCAGGAGAUCGCCUGCAAGCUGGUGGAGGCAGUGGAUGGGAAAGCCAUGAACAGCAGCGAGGUGGAAGCUCUGGGGAUUAAGAUGCUGCCAGGCUACAAGGAUCCGUACCACGGCCGGCCGCUCACCAAGGGAGAGCUGGGCUGCUUCCUCAGCCACUACCAGAUCUGGAAGGAGAUAGUUGAGAGAGAGCUGGAGAAGUCGGUGGUGUUCGAGGACGAUCUGCGCUUUGAGAUCUUCUUCAAGCGGCGCCUGAUGAACCUGAUGUAUGAUUUAGAAGAGGAGGGCUUGGAUUGGGACCUGAUUUACAUCGGGAGGAAGAGGAUGCAGGUGGAGCAUCCCGAAAAGUCGGUGCCACGCGUGAGGAAUUUGGUAGAGGCUGAUUAUUCCUACUGGACUUUGGCUUACGUCAUUUCGCUGCGGGGAGCUCGCAAGCUGCUGGCGGCCGAGCCGCUCUCCAAAAUGCUGCCUGUCGAUGAAUUCCUUCCCGUCAUGUUCAACAAACAUCCUGUCUCCGACUACAUGAAGCACUUCAAGAACCGCAACCUUCUGGCCUUUUCCGUGGAGCCACUGCUGGUUUAUCCCACCCACUACACCGGCGACGACGGCUACAUCAGCGACACGGAGACUUCGGUGGUGUGGGACAACGAGAAGAUCAAGACGGACUGGGAUCGAGCCAAGUCCCAAAAGAUGAAAGAGCAGCAGGAGCUGCGCCGAGAGGCCAAGAACUCAGACGUGCUGCAGUCCCCCCUUGACAGCACGGCAAGGGACGAGCUAUGACCCCCAUGUCACCUCCAUGUGGGGCUUUCGUCACCUCCAUGUGGGGCCUUGGCCAACAUUUCACCUUCAGUCAUCAUCUGGGGCCUUGGCUGCCAUUUUGGGGCUUGGUGAGAGCCACCAUUUUGAGGCUUUGGCUGCCAUUUUGGGGCCUUGGCCCACAUUUCACCUUUGGUCACCAUCUGGGGCCUUGGCCACCAUUUUGGGGCUUGGCGAGAGCCACCAUUUUGAGGCUUUAGCUGCAAUUUUAGGGCCUUGGCCAAACCUCUUUUGGAACUUGGCCCACAUUUCUCCUUUGGUCACCAUCUGGGGCCUUGGCUGCCAUUUUGAGGCCUUGGCCCACAUUUCACCUUUGGUCACUAUUUGGGGCCUUGGCCGCCAUUUUGGGGCUUGGCAAGAGCCACCAUGUUGAGGCUUUGGCUGCUAUUUUGGGGCCUUGGCCCAACCUCUUCUGGGGCCUUGGCCCGCAUUUCUCCUUUGGUCACCAUUUGGGACCAUGGCUGCCAUUUUGGGGCUUGGCGAGAGCCACCAUUUUGGGGCCUUGGCCAACAUUUCUCCUUUGGUCACCAUCUGGGGCCUUCACCGCCAUUUUGGGGCCUUGUCCAAAACUCUUUCAGUGCCUCAUCCACCUUCAGUUUGGCUCCUUUAGGCCUUGGCCACCAUUUUGGGCCGUGAGGAGCCGGCCGGGCUCACGGUGCUCCUGGGCCGAGGCCCUGCUGCGUUGUCAACCAAAGCUCUGCGGUUGUUUCGUUUCGUUUGGUUUUUUUUAUUUU